Penicillium canariense is the source of this 2415-nucleotide messenger RNA. RefSeq lists its product as uncharacterized. Bases 1 to 2415 code for a protein of 804 amino acids. Lineage: Eukaryota; Fungi; Ascomycota; Eurotiomycetes; Eurotiales; Aspergillaceae. The record is from RefSeq and is a predicted model, not a curated record. Gene Ontology annotation, molecular function: protein binding. The transcript is spliced from 2 exons.
AUGUUAUCGCGUGGCCGCCCGUGUCUAAGAAGGCAUCUGUCUGCCGCCUUGGAUGCUGUCGCGGCUGGCCCCGAUGAACCGCUGCUAUUCCUUUACCCCCGAUGGGCCGCGUCGGCCGUGCGGCGAAGGCGUCCGAUUUCGUCUUUAACGCCUGCCAAUACUCCUCUUCAUUCAGACGUCCGCCCCUGUACCUCGACAUCACCGUCAUUCCGCCGACAAUCGAGCCGAUGGAUCACCAAUGCUACUACCACUACUCAGCCUGACAAUGGUUCCGGUGCGGAAUUACAUGCUGUCGAAGACGUGUUGGAGUAUAACAAGGAUGAGGGGGAGGGUACAAAAAAGCCGGCUGCAUCACAAGAUGCGAGUCGGUCUGCGCUGGGCUCGAGGGAGACGGCCGGAUCUGUCACCGACAAGCCGAAUCAGCUCCAUGAUCUAGCCACAAAGAAGUUAAAAGAGAAAUCAUCCAACGGAUCGAAUCUGCGGCCCUUGACACCAGGCUCACGUAUACGAGUUCCCAAGAGCUUCUUGGAAAGGAAUUUGUCCCCACGGAAUCGGAAGCAGUUGCGGUACGGCGAAUUCAUCAUCGCAAAGGAAAAUCGUGAUGACAUACCCCGGAAUCAUUUAGGAAGCUGGUUUGAUGUGCGGGAUUUGUUGUUGAGGGUACAUCGACAGACUCGGACUGGUCCCAAGAAGGUGUCAAAGUCUAAAGAGUUGCUCAUACCCGAGGAGACCAUCGCUCUGAUCUAUGAAGGAGAAUAUCUGGUAUCUUCCGGUUCGGCACGGAUGUCGGGUGCACGUUCUCCCCCCAAGGAGGGUAAUGGACUUUGCCGCAAGGUUAUCCUGACAGGCUCAGACCGCACUUUGGAAUUGGUUGAGGAUACAAUAAAACAGCAACAGGAUCUCCAGGCCAGUGGUGAUCCUCUUGUCGAAAUCCAGAAGCCGCCGUUUCCUAUUCUGGCUUCGACGGAUACCAUGCGGCAGCUGAAUCUCCCGGUGCCUGUGAUACGGGGAGUUUGGGCAUCUCCCGCGGAUGAACAAGAGCCGAUGAGUUUGAAUGAACUCCUCAAAAACACGCCAUCACUUGGUUCAGUGAAGGAAUUUGCCGAACACAUUGAAGAAGUGAUUAAUGCCCGAAGAAUGAAUCCUGUCGAAAAGGCUAGAGAUGAGGCUGGCGUCUCCCAUCUAGAGCGUGUUGCUAAGCACAUCUUACGGCUGUUCCGGCAGGAUUCAAACCGCACGAUUUUCUCCACGGCAGCCUUGAACAGCGCAUUGAGAUUUUUAUACAAGCAUGAAUUUCUCAGCAUUGCUCGGGACGUGUUCAGCAGAGCAGAGCAUCUCGCAACGGCAGACUCAUACAACAUUCUGCUUCAAAAUGCAGCUUCGCGCCAAGAUAAGCGGAUGUUCCAGCUCUUCCUGCAAACGAUGGCCCAAGAGCGGAUUCGUCCAAACGCGGACACCUGGCUUGCGUUGUUGCAGGCUAUGCUGACACACAAGACCAAGGCAGCUAUCAUCAAGGACAUGGCGAAGAAGGGCUACAUGAAAGAUACCAAUACGAUCCGCAGCUCGCUCCAGCUAACAAUUUCGGAUUCAUUCCUCGUUCACUUGGACGGUGGUCGGAGCGUCCACAGCUUUUUUGACCUCAUGGUGAAAACGAACGGAGCAGACUGGUUCACUCCCUCAAUACUGGGCCAGCUGUUUAAUGUGGCUUCUCGAUUGAAGAAUUUCGCCGCCAUGCACGAGUUGCUCGAUAUCUGCACCAAGUAUCAUCUCGAGAUGAAUAGCUCCUGUCUCACACAAGUUCUGUACAUGGUUGAUGACGACAUCUUCACUGCCCUCGAGUACACCUUCAAAAUCAUGAAACGUGCCUCGUUCAAGCUCGACGGCGUCGCUCUGGAGAAGCUUUUCUUCAUUGCUUUUGACGGCCACCACUACAAUGUGUGCCGCGUGCUGUGGCACUAUGCCUGCAUGGAAGGAACCGUGACCUUCAAAAUGCGAAGCGCAGUCCUAGACUCCCUCGCCCGCAAUGCGUCUUUGGGGACGGGAUCCGACGAUGUUAGCAAUAUCUGGAGUCUUUCCGCCGGCAAGGUCAUCGUCCGAGGCAACACGCGCAGCAAGUACAGACUCAGACAGAACCGCCUCACCCAACUGCCUGCCGAGUUCCAAGACAAUCCUUUUCUCUAUUUGGUAUCUGGUUACAAGAGCCAGGGUCCAGAACGAGAAUUGCAGCUUCGUCUGGCCAAGACCUUCGUCGAUCGUGACAUUGAAAUAGGAGCUGCUUAUUUGAAGCCCCAAUUCUCUUUGGCGGUGAUGUUGGAAGCUGCUGCUACUAUGGACCAGGAGUGGCAGGGUAAACCGUGGCCCUUGACAUGGAUGCUCCAGAAUGCCAUCGAGGUUCCAACCAAGCAACGAGUCUAA